Messenger RNA from Acaulospora colombiana, 1889 nucleotides. The record is from the annotation of a GenBank genome assembly. NCBI's taxonomy places the organism in Eukaryota, Fungi, Glomeromycota, Glomeromycetes, Diversisporales, Acaulosporaceae.
AUGUCUCAUCCUCUUCCACCCCUCCCUCCAGAGGCCCUGGAGUCCGAAAACGCUCAGCAGGAAAGUGUAGUGCCCACACGAGCUUCGUACGAACUUUCCCCCGAUAUUCAAGAAAUGUCCCGUUCCGUGCAAGAGCUCACCAAUGCUACAAACCAUUUGGCGUUGCAGGGUCAAUCACCCCCCAGCGUCGGACGGUCUUCAAAGGAGUUUUCUAGAGCUUUGAGAGAAAACAACGAUGCGGACAGUAUCGGCCAUGAGUCCACUGGUGGCCGCUCACGAUCCUCUAAAGAGUAUACUCGAUCCCCAAACAAGUUGUCGAAACAAACACGAAAAGAAGUACCGGCAUACGAUGAAUUCAUGCCUCCGCCGCGAAUUUCCAGCAGAACCCACGGCGGACAAGCAAACGGCAGUCCAGCGUCCACAACGAGAAGAUCACUGGAUCAAGGACAAGACUUCGCCCCGACGGCCCCUACAGGGUAUGGAACAGUCUCUACCCAAGCUGGUUCCAUAAAUGCGUCGCCCAGGCCGCGGCCAGCGCGAACGGCACCUUUGGAGGAACCCAUAAACUCGAGAGAAGUCCCAGAACGUCGACCACGUUCGCAGUAUCCAGAUGGCCUCCAGCAGCAUGCUCGCACUCCUUCUCAAAGUCAACCCAGUAUUAACUCGGCCGCUCAACUUCAACCCCAUCCCCCCCAAUCGCAGUCACAGCAAUGGGGCCCACCCCCUAACCCACGCUAUCAAGAUGACAGGGAAUUUUUAGCUGGGGAAGGGGAUGGAUUCUAUGGAAAUACAGGAAAUGCGGGAACAUAUCCAUAUGGAGGUCCCUACAACGAUUCCGCUAUGUACGGCCAAGGCGAACCCAGACAUCCAUCGCCAGCACUGCUCGAUCAGUCUCACUUGCAACCUGGAGUUAAAGCAGCUCUUCUUUCCAAUGAGCAAUCUCUAGCACUCUAUCGUGCAAACGCCAAAAAGAGUUCCAACCCCGAAAUGGUGUUCGAGUUUGCCGCGUUCAUGCUCGAAGCUUCUAAAUCCGUUGUAGUACCCCCAGCUGAUGCGACCUAUUCCAACCAACUAGAAAUAGAUCGAGCCAACGAAAAGCGAGAGGGCUACAUCAAGGAAGCAAUGGGGCUCCUGAAAAAAAUUGCGGACAGAGGGCACGUGCUUGCCCAAUACACCCUAGCAGAUUGCUACUCGAACGGAAUAGGGACAAUCAAAGGGAGGCAGGAUUUCGAUCGUGCAUUCCCCUUGUUCGUCGCUGCCGCCAAACACAACCACGUCGAUGCCGCUUAUCGGGCUGGCGCAUGCUGCGAGUACGGCUGGGGAUGUCGAAAAGAUUCAGCAAAGGCCGCCCACUUUUACCGUGCAGCAGCUUCACAAGGGCAUCCUGGUGCCAUGUUCCGACUAGGCCAAGCCGAAAUGAACGGUGAACUUGGACUCCCAAAGAACGCGAAAGAAGGAGUUAGGUGGCUCCAGCGUAGUGCAGAAAAUGCUACGGCCGAGUUCCCGCAUGCUCUUCACGAGCUUGCUCUUUGCCACGAGAAGGGUGUCCACAAUGUAAUCUUUGUGGACCUGGAUUAUGCAGCGGAGCUCCUUGGCCAAGCCUCAGAAUUGGGAUACGCACCAAGCGCAUAUAGACUGGGAGAAGCUUAUGAAUAUGGCAACCUUGGCUGCCAACCCGAUCCGGCAUUGACAGCUCAACAGAACCAUCGCGAGGCCUGCUUUUCGUUAACAGCUUGGUAUCUUGUUGGAUCUCCAGGUGUCCUGCCCCAAUCCGAUACCGAAGCAUUCCUUUGGGCAAAACGAGCAGCGGAUGCUGGCUUAGCCAAGGCUCAGUAUGCCGUUGGAUAUUUCUAUGAAACGGGUAUUGGCACACCUCCUAGCCUCGCUGA